AUGAGGGGCAAUGACACAAGUUAUGGAAAGAAGGUUUUACCGUUCCAGAAGGUUAAAAGUUCACCAUGGCAGGGAGACAAGGCAUCAGCAAGAUGUGACACGUUUUCCCCCCACUCCCAUAACCCCUUCCCCUGCUUCUAUGAGGAUGCUUCACCUCCUACUCACCCCUCUCACACACUCACUUCCUCCCACCCACUCCCAACUCACCAACCUGCGUUCCCCUAUACUGGUAAAAAGGAGCCUUCACAGGACCAAGAGCUUCUCUUCCUAUUGAUGCCAGACAAUGCCAUCCUCUACUACAUAGGCAGCUGGAGCCAUGGGUCCCUCCAUGUGUACUCUUUGGUUGGUGGUUUAGUCCCUGAGAACUCUGGAGGGGGUCUGAUUCAUCUUCAAGAUGACUACUUGGUAAUGCUUAAGGCAAUUCGCAUUUUGGUUCAGGAACGUCAAACACAGGAUGCUGUUGCUAAAGCAAAUCAAACAAAAGAGAGCUUACCUGUCGCUUUAGACAAACAUAUUCUUGGCAUUGACACAGGCGAUGCAGUUCUUAAUGAAGCUGCUCGGAUCCUGCGGAUGCUACACAUGGAAAAGCUCAGAGAGCUACAGAUGAAAAUUAAUGAAGCCAUUGCCAUUCAGGCCAUCAUUGCUGAUCCAAAGACAGACCAUAGAUGGGGAAAAAUUGUAAGAUUCUCAGCCCUAUGGAAAAAUCUUAGUUCCUUAAAUCCUACUUUUAAUAAGCUUCCGUGUAUAUUAUUAAGCAAAAGAGAGGCGUCACGGAUACUUCCAAACUGUAGUGAUGUCCUUGAGGAAGAGCAGAUGCAUGGAGAACCCCAACGAGAGUUAAAAGUACUGUUAACUUUCAGUGCAAAUGAAGCAGAACUACAGGGACAAGCCGAAAAUGUGCAUUGGUGUCUUAGCCAGCCAACCUCCCAAGGAAUUCUGGAGAAGUAUGAGUAUGGUGACAUAGAAGAAAAAGGCAAAAUCAUGGGAUACAGGCAGCAGUAG
Messenger RNA from Rattus rattus (black rat), 1002 nucleotides. RefSeq lists its product as uncharacterized. Gene Ontology annotation, biological process: tRNA splicing, via endonucleolytic cleavage and ligation. Lineage: Eukaryota; Metazoa; Chordata; Mammalia; Rodentia; Muridae. Gene Ontology annotation, molecular function: RNA binding. The transcript has 6 exons. The record is from RefSeq and is a predicted model, not a curated record. Bases 1 to 1002 code for a protein of 333 amino acids. Gene Ontology annotation, cellular component: tRNA-splicing ligase complex.